Quercus robur (English oak) is the source of this 2919-nucleotide messenger RNA. Its product is annotated as disease resistance protein RUN1-like. The record is from RefSeq and is a predicted model, not a curated record. The transcript is spliced from 5 exons. The coding region runs from base 1 to 2919 and encodes 972 amino acids. Gene Ontology annotation, biological process: defense response; signal transduction. NCBI's taxonomy places the organism in Eukaryota, Viridiplantae, Streptophyta, Magnoliopsida, Fagales, Fagaceae. Gene Ontology annotation, molecular function: ADP binding; protein binding.
AUGGCCACUCAAGCAACUUCCUCCUCCCCCUCUUCAAAUUCUUCAUCAUCUUCUUCUUCGUCUUGCUCUCGAUGGAACUACGAUGUGUUCCUUAGUUUUUGCGGUGUUGACACUUGCAAGAAUUUCCCAGAUCAUCUCUACACUGCUUUAAAACAAAAGGGUAUUGACACCUUCUGGGAUGAUGAAAAAAUUAAGCGAGGGAAGUAUAUUUCUCCAGAGCUCUUGAAAGCAAUAGAAGAGUCCAAGUAUGCUAUCAUCAUUCUCUCAACAAACUAUGCUUCUUCAAGGUGGUGCCUAACUGAAUUAGCCAAAAUUGUUGAAUGCAUGAAGAAGACCAGAUUGACAGUUUUGCCUGUCUUUUAUCAUGUAGAACCCUCUGAUGUAAGAAACCAAAGUGGCAAUAUUGCUAAAGCCUUUGCUAAACAUGAAGAAUAUACCAAAGUUAACACAAAAGAUGUGCAAGCAUGGAAAGCUGCUUUGAAAGAUGUGGGUCAUAUAUCCGGAUGGCACGUGCAUGAUAGGUAUGAAUCAAAAGUUAUCCAAGAAAUCAUUGGAAGGAUAUGCACUGAGUUGUAUCAUAAAUUUUCAAGUGUUUGUGAGGACCUUGUUGGAAUGGACUCACGUGUGGAAGAAAUGUUGGGUUCAUACUUAGGUGAAGGGUUGGGUGAUGUUCACUUUGUUGGGAUAUGCGGGAUGGGUGGAAUGGGCAAAACAACUCUUGCACAAGAAAUUUAUAGAAGAAUUUCAGGUAACUUUGAAGUUGGUAAGUUUAUUGCUAAUGUUAGAGAAGAAACUAAAAAUCAUGGUCUAGUUUCUUUACAAAAACAACUUCUUUCUAAGACCCUCAUGGAAAGUGAAAUAAAUAUGUCGAAUAUUUAUGAGGGAAUCAAUGUUAUAAGAAGUACACUACAAAAUAAAAAGGUUUUUAUUGUUCUUGAUGAUGUGGAUGGAGAAGAACAAUUAGGAGCAUUAGCAAGAAAACAUGAUUGGUUUGGUCCGGGGAGUAGAAUCAUUAUAACAAGUAGAGAUAGCCAUUUAUUGAAAAGAUGUGGUGUGAAUGAUAUAUAUACAGCCAAGGGUUUGAGUGACAAUGAUGCUUUGAAGCUUUUUAGUUUGAAAGCUUUCCAUAAACCUCAUCCUGAAGAAAAUUUUGUAAAUUUGUCUAUGGACUUUGUGAAUUAUGCUAAAGGCCUUCCUUUAGCUCUUAAAGUUUUAGGUUCUUUGUUGUUUGAUAAAACAAUGAAUGAAUGGAAAAUUACCCUAAAUAGACUAAAAGCAGAAUUUGAUGCAAAUAUUAUGAAUAUACUUCAAAUAAGUUUUGAUAGGUUGAUGGAUAUGCAAAAAGAAUUAUUUUUAGAUAUUGCGUGUUUUUUCAAAGGAGAGAAAAUAGAUUGCAUAAGAGAUGUACUACAAAGUUUUGGUUACUAUCCAGACUACAAUAUUGGUGUUCUUAUGGACAAAUCUCUAAUAACCAUUGAGGGCCAUGGAAUUUUGUGGAUGCAUGAUUUGCUGCAAGAUAUGGGUCAAGAAAUCGUUCGUCAAGAAUCCCUUAGAGAGCCUGGUGGACGUAGUAGGUUGUGGAUUUAUAACGAUGUCAUUCAUGUAUUGAAAAAUAAUACUGGAACCAAGGUAGUUGAAGGCAUAAUGCUAGAAGUUCCUAUUCAAAAAAUGGAACACUUUCAUGCUGAAGCCUUCUCAAAGAUGAAAAAUUUGAGACUUCUCAAAAUUGGUAAUGAGAAAUUUCCACAUGGCUUCAUAAAUGGUACUAUGCAACUUCCAAAAAGUCUUAAUUAUCUUUCUCACGAGUUACGCAUUAUGGAAUGGCAUGGAUAUCCUUUUAAAUCCAUGCCAACUAGUUUUGAACCAAACAAACUUGUUGAACUCAGAAUGCGUUGUAGCCGCAUCAAACACCUAUGGAAAGGAAUUAUGGAUUUAGAGGAGUUAAGACUCAUUGACCUAAGUGACUCCCAAAACUUGAUUGAGAUGCCAGACCUUAGUGGAGCCCCAAAGCUUAAGCAAUUGAUUCUUAGACGAUGUAAAAGACUAUAUAAGAUUCAUGCAUCUCUUGGAGAUCACAAACAACUUAUUCGAUUGGAUUUGAAUGGUUGCAAAUGUCUCGAAAGCCUUCCUCACAAGAUCAACUCAGAAGUACUUGAAAUUUUCAAUCUUGAUGGUUGUUCAAGACUAAAGAAGUUUCCAGAAUUUGUUGGAAAUAUGUCACAUUUAUCAGAACUUUGUUUCAGUGGGACUACUAUAAAACAUCUACCAUUAUUAGCAGAGCAUUUAACUGGCCUUACUAAAUUAGAUCUAAGUGACUGCAAAAACCUUUCAAGUCUUCCAAAUGAUUGUUGUUAUUUGAUGUCUCUAAAAAUUCUCAUUUUGUCUGGCUGCUCAAAAAUUAAUGAAUUGCCAGAGAAUUUGGGGAAUAUCAAAGGUCUUGAAGAGCUAGAUGUGAGUGGAACUGCUAUAACAGAAUUACCUUCUUCGUUGGUUCUCUUAAAAAAUCUCAAAUCAUUGUCUCUUCGUGGAUGUGAAGGUUUUUCAUCUAUAUCAUCAAAUAAACUCAUCAGUUUUCCUUUAAUGCGAAAAAGAAGAGUAGACCCCGCAGGCAUGUUAGGGCAUUCUCUUUCUAAUUUAUGGUCUUUGACUGAAUUGAAUCUAAGUUUAUGCAAUCUUCAAGCAAUUCCUGAUGGUCUUGGUUGUUUGUCCUCUUUAACACAUUUAGAUCUGAGGGGAAAUAAUUUUGUUUGCCUUCCUGAGAGUACCACUCAACUAUCUAAUAUGGAGACUCUUUAUCUGAGUGGUUGCGCACAUCUUCGAUCUUUGCCAGAGCUUCCAUUAAAUAUUGAUGUUAUUGAUGGAAAUGGUUGUACCUCACUGGAAAUAUUACCAAUACCAAGACCUAAAGAUGCAAGAUGA